This is a messenger RNA of Chelmon rostratus (copperband butterflyfish), 7710 nucleotides long. RefSeq names its product phosphatidylinositol glycan anchor biosynthesis class G (gene pigg). Lineage: Eukaryota; Metazoa; Chordata; Actinopteri; Chaetodontiformes; Chaetodontidae. The transcript has 13 exons. The coding region runs from base 268 to 3174 and encodes 968 amino acids. Gene Ontology annotation, biological process: GPI anchor biosynthetic process. Gene Ontology annotation, cellular component: endoplasmic reticulum membrane. The record is from RefSeq and is a predicted model, not a curated record.
AGCUGCUGUGAAUGGUUACAACACCAACUGGUAUUAGUGUUUUAUUCUUUGGAACUGUCACAAAUAUAUAAUAUAGAGGCAGUUUAUUAAGUACCGAGACACGUGGUUUUGUAAUGUGUUGUUUGACAGUGCGUUCAUCUGAAAUGGGAUGUUAUGGCUUUCUAUCUUCUCUAUUUGGGUAAAGUGGAGGAAGCGUCAUGUCGGUUGCUAGCUAGCAAGUAAUUCUACUAACUUACUCGUCCGUGGAAGUUUCCGUCGACCAGCAAAAUGAAAGUACGCUCGUCUGUUUUUGCCUCGUUUAUUUUAAUAUCUGAAGUGAUUGGCAUUGCCCUCUUCCUUCGGGGAUUUUUUCCUGUACCUGUCAAGUCUUCUCUCUCAUCCAAGAGCAAGCUGUCAGAUCUCCCAGCAGAGCCGCUGACAGGAAGCUCUCACAACUCCUCUCGCCUCCCCCAACCUCUUUUCAAAAAGGUGGUUAUAAUGUUAGUGGAUGCGCUCCGGGAGGACUUUGUAUUUGGACCCAGUGGUCGCAUGUAUAUGCCCUACACUAGACACGUGGUGGAAAGAGGCUCCUCAAACAGCUUUGUAGCCAAGGCAAGACCCCCGACUGUCACCAUGCCCCGGAUCAAGGCUCUUACCACUGGCAGUAUCCCAGGCUUCAUUGAUGUGGUAAUGAACCUGAAUUCUCCUGCACUGCUGGAAGACAACCUCAUUUGGCAGGCCAAAACAGCAGGGAAGCGGAUAGUGUUCUAUGGAGAUGACACCUGGGUGCGCCUCUUCCCCAAACACUUCAUGGAGUACGAUGGCACGACCUCCUUCUUCGUAUCUGACUACACUGAGGUUGACAACAAUGUGACUCGUCACUUGGAUAGCACCCUGAAGAGAGAUGACUGGGACAUUCUGAUUCUCCACUAUCUAGGCCUUGACCAUAUUGGUCACAUCAGUGGACCCCACAGUUCCCUCAUCCAGCCCAAACUGCUUGAGAUGGAUGACAUCCUGAAGAAGAUUCACAGCGCCCUCAUUUCAAAGGAGGCAGAGGGAUCCUUGCCCUACCUGCUGGUGCUGUGUGGAGACCACGGCAUGUCGGAGACCGGCAGCCACGGAGGCUCCUCAGAACCAGAAGUCAAUACGCCCCUGGUGCUCAUAAGUCCGGCCUUCAAAAGAAAAGUGGCGAUGGAGAAGCCUGGAGUUGUAGAGCAGGUUGACCUGACACCGACCCUGGCCCUGGGACUAGGCCUGCCCAUAUCUCAAAACAGCGUGGGCCGCAUCAUCCCGGGUGUCCUGGAGGAAACCUCUCUCCGAGACCAGCUUCGCUUCCUGCAUCUCAAUGGCCACCAGCUCAGCUGCCUGCUCAAAGACAGCAUGCCCGACUACGAGAAAGAGGCAGGCUUUGAGCAGUUCCGUGUGGCAGAAAAGGCUCAUGGGAGCUGGAUGAAGCUCUACCUGGAGGGCAACACCUCUGAGGUGCUGACCAACAUGGGCAAAAAGGUCCUGAAGCAGUAUCUGGAGGCCCUGGCUGCCAUGAGCUCGGCCCUCAGCAAACAGCUGGGCAAGUACGAUAUGUACUCCAUGAUCGCCGGCAUGGUGUUUGUGUUUCAGCUCCUGUUGGUCUUACUGCUGGCGAUGCCUGAAGCCCUCAGUGGUGAAGCAGCCGUGGACCUCCCAGUCCUCUCAGCCCUGCUCUCCCUCCCUUUCUACCUCUUGUGCCUGCUGCUCGCCUCAGUGCACGUCUUGGUGUGCACAUCUGCCGAGAGCUCCUGUUACUUCUGCAGCCUCUCCUGGGGUCUCGUGUUUGCUGCUGUUGCCUUCUCCUCUGCAAUGUUUUGUAUUCUGGUCUCUAUGGCAACACGGCGACUCCCCCUGGGAUCCAGGAUUCACGGGAAGUCUCCAUUGAGGAGCAGUGGCAGCGAGUGGUCGCUGUCAGAGCUGGAUGUUUUGCUGCUGGCCGGCACGGUCGGACACACUCUCAGCUUGGCGGCCAGCAGCUUUGUAGAGGAAGAGCACCAGACCUGGUACUUUCUGCUCAACACCCUAUGCCUCGCCGUCUUCCAGGAUGUUUGCCGCAAGUACUUCAGAGAGCAGAGAGGCGCUGGGGAUGAGGAAGAGCAUAUCCUCCCUUCCAAAGAGUGUCAUCCCUCUGCUCACCCCAAGGCAGAGAUUUGCUCAGAGAAGUGGCUAGCGUUAGCCACGCCGCCCUUCACUCUGCUCUGCUGCCGACUGCUGCGCUCCCUCAACCAGACCGGGGUGCAGUGGGCUCAUCUUCCUGACGUGGGACAUUGGCUUAACAGUUCUGAACACAGGACAGUCCUCUCCCUGCUGGCUGCUUUCUGUUUGGUUCUUAUCUACCUCUUGGUUCAAAGACGGUGCUCAUGGGUGUCCAAGGUUGCCCUCGCCCUCGGACUUCUGGGUGUCUACAGCUACCGGGCAGCUGUCGGCAACGUCUCGUUUCCCUGGCAUCACUCUGGUCAAGCUACGUCCAAGGGAACAGUGGAGGCACGCUUUGUUUACGUCUUCGUUUUGGGCAUCCUCUUCACGGGCACCAAGGACCUGCUGCGAUCCCAGAUCAUCACAGCAGAUGCCAAGUUGAAGAGCAGGGGAUUAUGGGAGAUCUACAGUGGCUUGGUUUUGUUGGUUUCACUGUUGUUUCGUGCUCACAACCUGCCAGUCCUCUGCUGCUGCCUGUUGAUCCAGACGCUCAUGGCUCAGUUCAUCUGGAGGAGACUCCAUUAUGACGCCGCCCAAACUACCAUCAUGCAUUACUGGUUUGGUCAGGCCUUCUUUUACUUUCAGGGCAAUUCCAACAACAUUGCCACCGUCGACAUUUCAGUCGGCUUCGUUGGACUGGAAAGUUACGUAGAAGCACCUGCCAUCUUCUUAACGGCCCUGAGCACUUACGCCGGGCCCCUGCUCUGGGCAUGUCACCUCGUCUGCUACCUUAGCUCCGAGAGAGACAGGAGCCCGGUUGCAGUUAGCCACGGCUGCUACUGUUUGGCCCUGCUGAGGUCUGUGCCAGCUGCAGCCUACAUUGUGCUGGUAACUGUCCUGCGGUACCAUCUCUUCAUAUGGAGCGUCUUUUCUCCAAAAUUGCUGUACGAGUCCAUGCACCUGCUGCUGACUGCAGGAGUCUGUCUCUUCUUCAACACGAUGGAGCAAAGCCACAGUUCCAGUAAGUCUUAGGGAGCCAAAGACGCACAUCUUCCCCUAAGGGAUUGCUUUAAGUCAAAGGGUCGGACACAGCCUCAUGGAAGUGACUGAUACACACUACAAUACGCUUACCCUCACUCUGUACUAUACUGAUCUGUUCACAAUAGGUGAAUAGGUGCUCCGCAAAGGCUCCGUCCUCUGGACUCUGUGUGUUUGGUUUGCAAAAAGAAUACUAUAAGAACACUUCUAAUGUAUUUUUGAGCAGUCUAUUUAAAUAUCCAUUCUUUCCACGGAGAAGAUGCUUGCGGAUGAAUAAAAGUGAAAUGAUGUAAAGCACCUAUUUGAAAGAGAAUAACAGUGUUUUUUUUACAUAUAUAUGCUGUAUAUUACCUCAGGGACACGUGUACAGUGAGCUACUUAGACUUAGAUGGGAGAGCAUCUUGUAAUUAGAGUGUGAACGUGCGAUAGCAGCAUAGUAACGACCUGCGCGCUCGCAGGUGUUUUCACUUAUUCUGGCUGAUUCGCAGUUGGGCCGAGCAAUGCUGGGAGUCACACGAGCUCACCGGAGUCAACAGGUGUUUGUCACAGAGCACAGUGUGAUGUGUCACAGGAGGAAAAGCACAGGUGUUCAUAACACAACCAGUGAUGGCGGUUUCAGUUCGGCUGCUGCAGUUUCAGGGUCCUGUUAUUGUGCACGUUGUUUCGCUGUCAUGGCUCACUGGCACACUUGAAUAAAACAGAGCCAUUGUUGAUGCCAUUAGCGGCAUUCGUGCUUUUCCUGCUGUGACAGGUCAAACUGUGAAAAAACAUCUAUGGGCUAAUUAUUAAGGUUCAAGUUGUCCUGGCCGAACAGGUCCAACAAAGAGAGCGCGAUGCUGCCCACACAGUCUAAUCAGGCAGCAGGAGAGAAAACACCUGUGUAGGUGUAACAAGGAGAUGCAGGGGGGGGGUUCAACGUGGGAGUUUUCAAGACAUUUGUUUCUUUCAGAAUGUUUUCAAUAUGCUGGUAAAAUGUUAUGUAAUCUUUUUUUUCCUGUUCUGUCUCACUCUCUGAAGUAUUUAACUCAACAUUGACGGAUGUUUUGCAAAUGGCCGACACAAAGCUGCUCUAGAUAUCUUUAUGUGUGUGUGUGUGUGUGUGUGUGGGCACACACACUGAUAUAAAGGUGAGCGGGUUUAUGGGCUCCGGUUUUGGCAAAGUGCAUCUUUUUAGUGCAAACAAAAGGCUUCUUAGAUACUUUAACAUCACAUGAGCAGUUAGAACUGUGGGCUUCCUGUUCAUAAUCUUCCUUUUAAGAUGGUUAGAUGCAUGGCUGAACAAUAAACCCAAAGUACCCAAUUACUAACAUUAAAAAUCUCCAACUGACCUGAAUUUUAUCAUAAUUUUCACUGCAUUAAUUAUCUGAUUCCCAUAAAUUAAACUCAGAAUGGCUACGACAACCCGUGACAUCUAGCCAGGGUUUCAGGCAGCCAAUCAUUUCACAGUUCAGUCCAGACAGCCAGAAUUAAACUGGUCGACAGGAAAUAUCAUGGUGUAUUAUGUAGUACAGAUUAUCAUUUUUGGUUGUUUCCUUCAGGUCUAACUGAGACCUUAUUAAUGCAGUAGCAAUUUUAGUAUCUUGGCAAGCAUCUGUGCUGCAUGUAAUGUCGACUGGAGAUCUGCAGCACAUCAAGAACACCAGACACACUGUUCUUUUUUUACAUUCAACCUGUUAGUUAUCAGGUCUGUGUUAGAUCAUGUCUAUAAAUGCAUUUCAUGGCGUAUUAUCUACUUAAUCCUACUGGAUUAAGUAAAACAGCCAUGCAUCUACUACAGCUACAACCACAGAAGAUGUGAACAAGUUAACUUGUUUUCUUUCUUUCCCACAUUGUUCAGCUGGAGAUACAGUCUGGAAUAAAACGCCAAAAUGACUUUGGUUGGUUUAUCUCGAAGCUCUGCUGCAGGAACGUAAUUCCCCUUUUUUUUUACUUGCUCUCUUGAUCCCGCUGAAUGCUUCCUCUAUGUACAUCAGGAUUUGGAUGUACAAGUCGUAUGAUUUCCAAGGUCUGGCAGUUCACUGCAGACUUGUAAACUUCUUUAACUUGUUUUCAGCCUGUUCCAUCACUAAGAAUCCCACCAAAGGAAAGCCUGCAUGAAAGCUGGCGCUCAUCUAAACCAAUAAGGGUAUAGAGCCAAAAGAGCAAACAGUGGGUUGCUGUCGUGGUGCUUAUGCGCACGCUUUAUUAUUAUAACAUCUCACUGAUUGCUUGGACUCCAUUUUAAACGUAAAAUCAAAGAAAAGUCUCAUAAUUGUGUCAGAAACUCACAUAUUUGUUAAUGUGUCGUAAAACAAUGUAAUGCAGGGGUGCAUUACGCAGCUGUUUGGUUGGGUUAUGGGCUUCUGUGAUGUCACUGAACAGGACUACUUCAAAGCUCCUUCCUGAUUCUAACACGCAGUUCUUACAUCAUUACCCUGUGAGAUUUGUCCAGAAAAAGACCACGUUUUAAAGAUUUUGUGCUAAAGCUAACAGUGUGCAACUUUCCGCCUCGGGGCAGAGAAGUGAAUCGUAAGUUCCCGCCCCAACACUUGUCACUCACCUUGAUGAGCUGUCUGCCCUGAAACAGCACCUCGCCCGAGGCUAAGAUCGCUGACUACCCCCCCCCCCCCCCCCCCCAAGCUGCCACAGGCGUCGGAGAAGCAGAUGCCAAAGCGAGAAAAAGGUGGAGGGUGGAGGAGGGGGUGGGGGCAAUGCUGAUGUUCAGCGUGUUUCCGACUAGAUUGUGCCUGAUGCAAGACGAGCUUCACACUUUGUUUUGCUGCUGUUGCCGUGACUCACCUUGACAGCGACCUCGGCGGCGACUGAACCCACAGAAAAUAGAGUUUAAAUGUCCUGAACAUCAUUUGAAAAGUCAGACAAAUAAGAGGAUUUCCGUUUGAAUACACAGGGUCAGUGACACAGACACACGCUGCAUGUGGAUCACCGCAGGUUAGCGGGUUCGCAUCAGAAGCAGGACGCGUUGAGCUGCGAGGCGGCUGAGCUCUGAGCUGAAUUGACAGCAUACUUUCGUCAAGUGCCUUUUCCUCCCUUCAGCUGAAUAAGGAAUAACAAUAACACAGACUUCAAAGUCUGAUAGAAAUAGUUUAUGAGCCGGAUAAUAAUCUACAUCACUCAUGUGGAUUGUUCUGUCAGUGAUGCUUCACAUCACUGACAGAACAUACAACACUAAACGCAUGCUAAAAUGUGAAAUGUAGCAGCUUUCCUUUGCUUUUAAUGGGCAACAUUAUGUAAGUUUCUCCUCUAAUUGUAAUGUUUUAAGGUGAUUUGGGAUGAUUUAAAAUGAACAGACGUUCAUUUUGUCCCUCUGCAUCUCCUCAGUUAGCUUGCACUAAACUGAAAACCUGUGAAACCACUUUAGUUCUGUGGAGUUUGAGAAGUUCUUUGGGGCACUGAGUUUGAUAAUAUCAUUAUAGUGGUCAUUUUUCUUGGUGCUGGCAGCGGAUUUGCUGCCAGCGGCCAACAAUGUGAUUUGUCCUUUCCUGUGGUUUUCCGUUGAUGAAGUUUGAGAGUCUGUAAGGGGUGUUUUUCUGUUGCUGUUUUUUUCCUUUGUCCCUUCAUAGUUCCUGGACUUUUCGUACAGCAGCGGCUAUGAGCUGUCGGCAGGUGAGAGUAGUUUUUAUUUAACACAAACGUCAUGGAACAUGAUUUAAAAGCAUGAAGUCAAAACAGCUGACCCAGACACUGGGUGUCUGGGUCAAAGUCACUGUGGUGAAGUCCGAUGAAAGUGCUCACAGAGAGAAAAUAAGUCUUGAUAAUAACUGCAGUUUGGUUGGAGUUUUUUAAGCUGAUCUAGUUUUUUCUUCUUUAAAACCUCAUGGCUCUUCAUGUAAAACCUGACUGCACCGGUGCAAGAAGAGGCCUCAAAGCAGCUUCUCACAAAUCUGAUGGGAUGACACUUUCUGUGUGAAAUCCUUCCUCUGUGUCCAAAUACCAGCCGGCCCAUGAAAUGGAUCAGAAUAAUCGUGGCGUCCACGUGGUUGAAAGCUUUUAAGCACGUGUUAGCGAUACAGUUAUACUUCUCAUGAAAAGUGAAUGGUGCAUUUUCUGCUACUUGUACGAUCCCUCAGUGGACAUGUCGACUGAAUUUAAAUUUUUUAUUUCAGGUCUGAGGGACAAAGAAUGAAUGUAGUUUGGAUCAUUGUGACAUCAGAUAUACAGCAAAUACUCUAGGUUUACAUCAGCCUUCACUGGUUUGUUUGUUUCACAAGAUUCUUUCCAGCUCUUUGCGCUUCCUGUUUAAUACAUAAAAUUUACUUAUAUGCUUAUUCUGGUAACAUCCCACUUGUUUUUAGUUUAUGGUAACUUUGCAGGCCAUCCUGUUUCUUUGUGUGUGUGCGUUUUCCACACUAUUUGUAUCAAGUGAUUUCCUUUUUUACUUGUGAUUUCUGUAUCCUCUGACUUUAGAGUUCUGCCUCAAAUGUGAAAUGAUGAAAAGUGGCAGAUAGCAUAUUUCCCAAAAUCAAUUUCUAUCAAGACUUACUCUUGCAUUAUUUAUGUUCUUAAUGAUGAAAUAAAUCAUUUACCACACUA